UGAAGAGGGAAGCGCAGUUAACUCUCAUCUCAACGUCUGGAGUUCCACAGAGACGACAUCCUGACUCUCAACUGUUUUUCGUCAUUGAAACUUCACUAAAACACUACUGAAGGAUGCCAUUCGGAGGGGGGAACAAGUGUGGCUGUUGCCAGAAAACAGUGUACUUUGCAGAGGAAGUGCAGUGUGAGGGGCGGAGCUUCCACCGAUCCUGUUUCUUAUGCAUGGUGUGUAGGAAGAAUCUGGACAGCACUACUGUAGCAGUCCAUGAGAAUGAGAUCUACUGCAAAUCCUGCUAUGGGAAGAAAUAUGGACCAAAGGGGUAUGGUUAUGGAGCAGGGGCUGGGACCCUCAGCAUGGACAAGGGAGAAUCACUGGGCAUCAAGCCUGAAGAGGCUUCCGAGCACCGCCCUACUAAUAACCCAAACCCGUCUAAGCUUGCACAGAGGUUUGGUGGUUCUGAUAAAUGCCCGCGUUGCGGUAAAGCCGUCUACGCUGCAGAGAAAGUCAUAGGAGCAGGAAAUUCAUGGCAUAAGAUGUGCUUUCGCUGUGCUAAUUGUGGUAAAGGUCUGGAGUCCACCACACUGGCUGACAAAGAUGGAGAGAUCUACUGUAAAGGGUGCUACGCCAAGAACUUUGGUCCAAAAGGUUUUGGCUAUGGCCAGGGAGCUGGUGCACUUGCACAUGCUCAGUAAAACCUGAAGAGGGCGCUGCUGUUCAGAGAAAGAAGGAGAGAGAUCGAGAGAGGACGGUUUCUCUGAGCUUUACACAGAAGACUCAACACUCAGACACAGAAGCAGAGGAAUCCUAACAUAUCCAUCCCUAUCCAGAGAGACUGCCUGUAUGCAUGUAUAUUAGUAUGUCAUAAUGCCAACUACAUUACUUUCCAGUUUAUAAUCUGUAUACUGUUGUCACAUUUCACAUUUACAGCAUAAGGGGAUUUGGAAGAUUUUGGGCAGCUCUGAAACCAUGACAGUAGGAUUUUGGUCAUAAUAGCUCUAACCAAUUUCAAUUCAAACACUCAGCACACACAGUUUAAGCUUUGGCUUCAAAUACAGCACUGCAGAUUCAUUCAUUUCCAAUGCUCUCAGAUAAAGAUCAAAAUUUUGUCUUACCAUUUCAGUAAUUAUUUUUAAAUGUUUUGUAUGAAAAUGAAUCUGUGUUACAAGCACAAAUUUAAACGUAUUUUGCACAUGUAUAGUUGCCAAAAGAAAGGCAUAAAUUGAGUAAAAAAAAUCUACUGGUUCUAAAGAUACAUACAGUGCAUGAAAACCUUCAGACUUGUGCUGACGCAUGAUGAAGUGUGUAGGAAUGUCUCUGAUAUGACAAAAACAUUCCUCAGGUAAUGGAACCGCUCUAUGCAUGUCGCUCUCAUGACUCAUGCUUAAUAAAUACAUA
Messenger RNA from Chanos chanos (milkfish), 1395 nucleotides. It is a transcript of the gene csrp1a, whose product is annotated as cysteine and glycine-rich protein 1a. Gene Ontology annotation, biological process: sarcomere organization; muscle tissue development. The coding region runs from base 114 to 692 and encodes 192 amino acids. Gene Ontology annotation, molecular function: structural constituent of muscle; actinin binding. The record is from RefSeq and is a predicted model, not a curated record. NCBI's taxonomy places the organism in Eukaryota, Metazoa, Chordata, Actinopteri, Gonorynchiformes, Chanidae. Gene Ontology annotation, cellular component: Z disc; cytoplasm; nucleus. The transcript is spliced from 6 exons.